AUGGUCACCCCAACCUUAUCUCAAGCCUCACCAGAAAGAGGUGACAAUAAUGAGGAGCCAGCUGAUCAUAUUAUGCCUCGUCGAUCCUCCAGAGUAAGAAAGCCACCUGGAUGGCAACUGAGUGGAAAUUGGGGGGAGAAACGGAAGGGGUAUCACGCCAUCACACGAUCGUCUGAGUUGUUCUUUCGUUCUGUUUGUUUGUUUUUACUUCUCUGUACACGUCCUUGUAAUCUGCCAUUAAACUACGUCUGCACAACACAGCAUUGUUUUGAUCAUGAGAAAUUGGUAAGAUUCACGCUAUCCGUGCGUAAGAAUUAUCAUAAAGUGCCGUAUCAUAACUGGUGGCAUGCGUUUAAUGUCGCGCACUGUAUGUACCGAAUGUUAGAUCAUGAACAGGAAAUAUUCACCGAGUUAGAGAGACAAGCGCUGAUUAUAGCUUGUAUAUGCCAUGAUUUAGAUCACCGUGGUUACACCAACCAGUUCAUGGUGAAAUAUGAGACGGCACUAGCGUCAUUGUAUUCGACAUCUGUUAUGGAACAACAUCAUUUCAACCAAACUGUCACUAUACUACAACAAGAUGGACACAAUAUAUUUGAUCAUCUCACUUCAGAUGUUUAUAAACAGGUAUUAGGGUACAUACGUCACUAUAUACUGGCAACAGAUCUGGCACAGUUCUUUUCAAACCAUAAGCAAGUCACUCGAUUCUGUGCUGAUCAAACAUUUAACAUUGAGAACACCUAUCAUAGGAAUAAGUUGCAAGCCAUCAUGAUGUCAGCAUGUGAUCUAAGUGCCUGUGCCAAGACAUGGCCUGUACAGAAAAAAACUGUAGAAAUCAUAUACGAAGAAUUUUAUGCACAGGGUGAUUUAGAAAAGAAGAAGGGUGGAGUGCCGCUGCCAAUGAUGGACCGUGAUAACGCACACAAUCUGCCAAAAGAACAGGUAAAUUUCCUCAGGAUAUUCUGUGAACCACUGUAUGGAACCCUUGCAGUCAUAUUUCCACAUCUGUCGCCAUUACUGGAAAACACUAAAGAUAAUAUACACAAAUGGGAUAAUCUAGCACAUGGUAGACCCACUACAAUGUGGGAAGUAGAGACAUCUAGAAUUGAAAAGGAUUGAUUACAUUCAGUAUAACGGCAUGAUACAAUAUCACCAUAAAAUAUUUUAUCAAG
Messenger RNA from Saccoglossus kowalevskii, 1169 nucleotides. RefSeq names its product cAMP and cAMP-inhibited cGMP 3',5'-cyclic phosphodiesterase 10A-like. The record is from RefSeq and is a predicted model, not a curated record. NCBI's taxonomy places the organism in Eukaryota, Metazoa, Hemichordata, Enteropneusta, Harrimaniidae.